AUGCGGUUUUCGACGAGUGUGUCGGCAGCUAAGAAAAUUUCUGCUAUAGUUACUGGUGGAGCAUCGGGCCUUGGAUUUGCUACUGUGAAGAAAUUUUUAGAACAAGGUGGAAAAGUUCUUGUCUGUGAUAUUAAAAAAGCUGACGAAAUUACUAAACUUCAAGAUGACAUAGUGUUUUGCGAAACAGAUGUUACAUCAGAAUCUGCAGUCAAGCAUGCCAUUGAUCUUGCUGUAUCUAAGUUUUCCUUCAUUAAUUGUGUUGUCAAUUGCGCUGGCAUUGGUAUAACUCGUAAAACGGUCUCAAAUUCUACCAAUAGCUCACAUAGUCUAGAUGAGUUCGAAAGGGUUAUGAAAGUCAACGCUCUCGGAACCUUUAACGUAAUUCGGCUUGCCGCUCUUUCAAUGACAAAUAACGAACCAGAUGAAGAUGGUGAACGAGGGGUAAUAAUAAAUACCGCAAGCACAUCGGCAUUCGAAGGACAAGUUGGUCAAGUCGCCUAUGCGGCAAGCAAAGCCGCUGUAGUGGGAAUGACUCUGCCUAUUGCAAGGGAUUUGUCUCGGCAUAGUAUUCGAUGCGUUACGAUCGCUCCAGGGUUAAUAGAGAGCACACUGCUCUUCGGUGAUCGACAAGUUCAGCCCGAUGUACUGGAAUAUAUUAAUGACAUCCAGUUGGCUAUUGGUCGUCAAGGUUAUCCAAGCGAGUUUGCUGAUGCUGUAGUUGGUUGUUUGCACAAUAAGAUGUUCAACGGAGUCACGCUUCGAUUGGAUGCUGGUGGUAUCUUCGAUACUGCAUCGUCAACGGGAAUAACAAAGACACCUAAAGGCGCCAUUAACCACCUUGUAAAGUGUACCCCCUUCCCCAACCGUCUUGGCCGUCCAGAGGAAUUCGCGCACCUUGACAUCUGCGCUAUUGUUACUGGAGGUGCUUCAGGAUUGGGUUUCGAAACGACGAAAAUGUUACUAAGCCACGGUGCCAAAGUUAUCAUUUUCGAUAUCAAAUGCUCUUGUGGUGUUUCCGAACUUAAAGGAAAUGUAUUCUUUUCAGAAACUGACGUUACCUCAGAUGAAUCUGUUUGUAAGGGAAUUGAACUAGCUAUGCAAAAAUUUGGCAAAAUUAACUGUGUUAUCAAUUGUGCCGGUAUUUUUACCAAACACAACCUUAUUGAUGUUUCGGAAGGGAGGCCUCAUGAUCUAUGCCUUUUCGAACGUGUCAUGAAGAUAAACGUUACUGGAACAUUCAAUGUCAUACGUCUUGCUGCUUUGUCUAUGGUGAAGAGCGAUCCAGAAGAGGAUGGAGAACGCGGUGUUAUAAUAAACACUUCAAGUGUCACUGCUUUUCAAGGGGUAGCGGGUGUGACCGCCUAUUCAGCCAGCAAGGCUGCCAUUAUCGGAAUGACUCUUCCAGUUGCAAGGGAACUGGCUCAAUACGGAAUACGCUGUGUCACCAUAUCACCAGGUGCCUUUAGGACUGAAAUGACCGAAAGCGGCUCCGGUGAAACCAUGGCGAAAGUAAAGAAACUAGUACCAUUUCCAUGUCGAUUGGGUGAACCCGAGGAAUUUGCUAAUCUUGUCAAGUCAAUACUUGAAAAUAGAAUGAUCAAUGGAACGACAAUCGCCAUUGAUGGUGCUUUGCGUUUAGCUUGA
This is a messenger RNA of Rodentolepis nana, 1644 nucleotides long. NCBI's taxonomy places the organism in Eukaryota, Metazoa, Platyhelminthes, Cestoda, Cyclophyllidea, Hymenolepididae. The record is from the annotation of a GenBank genome assembly.